Molecule: messenger RNA, 2000 nt
Organism: Cryptomeria japonica (Japanese cedar)
Lineage: Eukaryota; Viridiplantae; Streptophyta; Pinopsida; Cupressales; Cupressaceae
Exons: 5
Coding region: 591-1793 (400 amino acids)
Source: RefSeq, a predicted model, not a curated record
GCAAUCCCUGUUAAAAUGCGACAACUAUUAUUCACGUGCCCAAAUUAUCCCUAAAACAAUCUUGCACACAUAAAUCUAGCUCGAAAUUGUUCUAAAUCUGGCAAUUACUGUGGUAAUGCGGCUUGUUAAGUAAUUUGCGCAACUAUGGCGGAGAAUCUGAAUGGUUCUCAACAAAAUCCUCCAAAUAAUGCUGGGUUGUAUCUUUUGCCAAUUUCAUUAACUGGGUCGCCUUACAACAUUCUGUUAUUCCAAUCAUUUUCUGGAUUUCGAAGCGAAUUCGGUGAUACAGUUUACUAUUACAAUAUAUAGUUUGAAUCCGUCAUGUUGCAUAAUGACAGGGAAGCUCUGUUUUCGCCAACUUAUUUGAAGCUACCAUCUACUCCUAUUUCGGGAAAACCCUCCAUUAUAAUACCUUUUAGUUCCGAACUUUCCCCAUCAUUUCAAAUUCCAUCUCAUUCUGAUCUCUUUACAAAUCAUCACCAAUCUAUAACCAAACAAUAUAUAACAAGAAUAUCUAACAAAACUGAAUUUCUAAUCUGGUCAAGUAAGAUUCAUGCAUACAUUGUACUUGUACAGUGAAACUGAAUACAAUGGAAGAGAUAGUUUCCAAGCAAACCCAAUUCAUGGUUGGAUAUGAGCAAGAAGAGGAAGAGUGGGAACAUGAAGGAAGCAGUGUCUCUACAAGUAAUUCAGAGGAACCUAGUCCUCUGGGAUUAACUUUGAAAAAAACCCCUUCUUUGGUAGAACUUAUUCAAUGGAGUCUGUGUCAGAGAAGCUGCCCUGACGGUUCGGAAGAAGAAGCAAUGGAUGAGCCAAGUGAGGAUGCGAGAAGAACAAGAGAUGCAAACACUCAGGCAACAAUGAAUCAGGACAAGGACAAGAAGAAGGCUACUAACUUCUCAGCCUUAAGCUUGCAAAUUGGGGAAUGGGAGAGGGUUUCUAGAUAUGAAGGAGACUUGGUUGUAAAAUGUUACUUUGCAAAGAGAAAACUUGUUUGGGAGGUAUUGGAGGGAGGUCUGAAGAGUAAAAUAGAAAUUCAAUGGUCAGAUGUCACAGGUAUUAGCGCAAGCUGUCCUGAGAAUGGGCCAGGCAUCUUAGAGAUUCAGAUCUCCAGGCCACCAAUGUUUUCUAAGGAGUCUAAUCCCCAGCCAAGAAAGCACACGCAGUGGCAGCCUACUUCUGAUUUUACAGGAGGGCAAGCAACUCUGUACAGGAUACAUGUGUUACAGUUUUCCCCAGGAGUGCUUGACAGACAUUAUGCGAAGCUUAUUGAAGCUGACCCUCAGUUGAACAUGCUAAGUAAGAGAGGUUUCAAUGCAAGAGUGGAAUCCCCAUACUUUCAUGACACAAGAUUUGGGCCAUACAGAGAUCAAGCAGGGCAAUACUAUAGGUGGUCAUCACAGUUGGCAGAUAACAUAUAUAAUAAUUUCAAUCCGCCACUACAACUACAACCAUCUGUUUACAUCUCUGAUCAUGGCAAAUAUGAUCCCCCCCAUUUGUCAAGAAGAUUCUUCAAUGCAGAACAGAACUUUCUUUCUCUUGUCCCUGAAUUUGAACAUUUUGAUCCAGAAGAGGUAUUGCAUAAUUCUAGACAUUCAGUUUCUACAAGUGAGGAUAGUUAUUCAAUGUCCUCGAACAGAAACAGGCUAGAGGAGAUAGCAGAAUACUUGCUGGAUGACUCAUUCAUGUCAGAUGAGCACUCAGGGAUUGCGACGGAGGACUCCAUGAUGUUUCUCCACCAGGAUGUGAAUGCCAAUCGUCCUUUGCUACAAGAGAAUUGGUGGCUAGCAUGAGCAAUGUAAAAUUUAGAAAUUAGCAGUCACAAUUUGUUGAACUUUUGGAUUAAUAAAUUUUCAAUCAGUAUGUAGCCCAUCAUAUUUCAAUCAGUAUAUAGCUCAUUAUACUGAAAUCAAUAAGACCAUGGGCACAGUCCUAAACAACGUUUUGGCAGAUUGACCAUGCACCCUUUUGGGAUCCAGUUAGAAAUAAGAAAUUAUACA